CCUAAGCUCAGCUCACUUCACUUCCUAUAGCAAGAAAAAACACCAGAGUGAGAAGGACACACAAAAAAUGGAAGUUGGGUUUUGUUUCUGGGCAGUUGUACUGACAGUUAUUACGGUUGUUAACGCCUGCCCGCCGUCAGACCGGGCAGCACUUCUGUCAAUCAAAGCUGCCCUUCACGAACCGCAUUUAGGCAUUUUCAAUUCCUGGACCGGACCGGAUUGCUGUCACGGUUGGUACGGUGUGAGCUGUGAUCCGUAUAUUCACCGGGUUGCCGACAUUAACUUACGGGGCGAGUCUGAAGACCCGAUCUUUCAACGGGCUCAUCGGGUCGGGUACAUGACCGGGUCAAUUUCCCCAGCAAUUUGCAAGUUAGACCGUCUCAGUAGCUUGACCAUAGCUGACUGGAAAGGUAUCUCAGGUGAGAUUCCAAAGUGUAUAACUUCACUCCCUUUUCUUCGGACCCUUGAUUUAAUCGGUAACCGGUUUACGGGUCGGAUUCCGGGUGAUAUUAACCGGUUAAAGGAGCUCACGGUUCUUAAUUUAGCUGAUAAUAUGCUAACCGGGUCAAUUCCUCCAUCGAUUGUCAAGUUGACCCGGUUGAUGCAUUUGGACUUGAGAAACAAUAGGUUAUCGGGUGAAUUACCAAGUGAAAUGGGUAAGCUUAAAAUGAUGAGUCGGGCUUUGUUGAGUGGAAACCGUCUUGGUGGGCCUGUACCCGUCUCAUUAUCCAAUAUCUAUCGCCUUUCGGAUUUGGAUCUUUCGCUUAAUCUGUUGUCGGGUCAAAUACCCGAUAUGUUCGACAAGAUGCCGGUAUUAGCAUCAUUGAACCUUGAUGGUAAUAUGAUUUCGGGUCAAAUACCAAGGAGUUUGUUGAAUUCGGGUGUGAGUAUUUGUAACUUGAGCCGGAAUGCGUUGGAGGGUCGGAUACCCGAUGUUUUCGGUUCGAAGUCGUAUUUUACGGUUUUGGAUCUUUCUCACAACCGGUUUAGUGGGCCUAUACCCAAGUCCAUUUCCUUAGCCGCUUACAUUGGGCAUUUGGACUUGAGCCAUAACAACCUAUGUGGGCCUAUACCCGGCGGAGCCCCGUAUGAUCACCUCGAAGCGUCGUCGUUUGUUUACAAUACUUGUCUAUGUGGCAAGCCACUUAGUAAAAGAUGUUAAGAGUAACAAAAAUGAAUGUCUAAGCUACUUGGUUCUUUUAAAUUAUCUUGGUCUAUAUAUAUAUAUUCCAUUGAAUUAUUUAUGUUAA
Spinacia oleracea (spinach) is the source of this 1250-nucleotide messenger RNA. Its product is annotated as DNA damage-repair/toleration protein DRT100-like. The transcript has a single exon. Lineage: Eukaryota; Viridiplantae; Streptophyta; Magnoliopsida; Caryophyllales; Amaranthaceae. The record is from RefSeq and is a predicted model, not a curated record. Bases 68 to 1162 code for a protein of 364 amino acids. Gene Ontology annotation, molecular function: protein binding.